GGGUAGGCAGAAGAGUGUGAACGUGUGAGAGCAGCGGGAGAAGGUCCCGAAGGUGGACCGGCGGUGUGUUUGGCGUGGUCCAGUGAGAGGGGGCAGGAGGGGGAGAAGUGUGGGUGACGCGGCAACGAGUCGAGAGGGGAGCAGAAGGAAGGAGGGACGGAGGAGGAAGGGGAAGGACGGAGUAAGGAGAGGAGGAGGGGGGAGGAGGGAGGAGGAGGAGGAGGAGGUAGUGCGUGGGGGUGACAGGAAGAGGAUCGAUCCUACCUGACUUGACUUGUUAAGUUGACGGGGAGAGGGGGGAGGAGGAAGGAGGAGAAGGACAAGCAAGGAAGAGAGAGGGGGAGAGGAAGAGGAGGCGGAGGAGCAGGCUUGACGGGGAGAGGGAGGAGGAAGGAGGAGAAGAGGCAAGGAAGGAAGAGAGAGGGGGGGAGGAAGAGGAGGAGAAGGCGAAGCAGCGGAAUAGGAAGUGAAGGAGGAGGAGGAGGAGGAGGAGGAGGAGAGGGAGGUGUGGUUGAUUCGAAUGCGAGAGGGAUAGAAAGUGCACAGUGCCUGACUGUUUAAGUUGUGGGGAAAGGGAGGAGGAAGGAGGAGGCUGAGAGGCAGCGACGAAGGAGUUAGGUAGGGGUAAGGAGAGGAGGGGGAGGAGGAGGAGGAGGAGGAGGAGGAGUUGGGAGGAAAAUUAAGGGAGGAAGUACAAAGCAGCAGCCAUGGUGCUCGCGGAGUUGGGAGGGCGCAUCUCUCGCGCCCUCCAGCAGAUGAACAAUAGCACUGUGAUCGAUGAGAAGGUCUUGAAUGAGUGCCUGAACGAGAUCACGAGGGCUCUCCUGCAAUCGGACGUCCAGUUCAAGAUGGUUCAGAGUAUGCAAGCUAACAUCAAGAAGAUCGUCAAUCUCGAGGAUUUGGCAGCUGGUCAUAACAAGAGGAAAAUUAUUCAGCAGGUGGGAGUAGAGGAGGGAUGUGAUGGAGAUGAAGAGGGAGGAGUAGGAGAGGUGGGAGGGGGGGAGACGGAAGAGGAAGAGACGAGCAAGUGGAUCAGGAAAGGUGCGGGUAAGACGACGACUUGUACAAAAUACGCUUAUCAUUACCAAAGGAAAGGCUGGAAACCAGCAUUGGUUUGUGCGGACACAUUUCGAGCAGGCGCCUUUGAUCAGCUAAAGCAGAACGCGACAAAGGCCAAGAUUCCUUUCUAUGGAAGCUAUACGGAGACGGACCCCGCAAAGAUUGGAGUGGAGGGAGUUGAGAGGUUUAAGAAGGAAGGAUGCGAUCUGAUCAUUGUAGAUACGAGCGGUAGGCACAAGCAGGAGGCUGCUUUGUUUGAGGAAAUGCGUCAAGUAUCGGAGUCGACGAAUCCAGACUUAGUAAUAUUUGUCAUGGACGGGAGUAUCGGACAAGCUGCGUAUGACCAAGCAUUGGCGUUUAAGCAGAGUGUUGCUGUUGGUGCUGUUAUCGUCACGAAGAUGGAUGGCCAUGCAAAAGGUGGAGGCGCUCUUAGUGCGGUUUCUGCCACAAAAAGCCCAAUCAUCUUCAUCGGAACCGGAGAGCAUAUGGAUGAGUUUGAAGCCUUCGAAACCAAACCAUUCGUGAGCAGACUCUUAGGACUUGGUGAUUUGCAUGGGUUCAUGGACAAGAUUCAGGAUGUGAUUCCAGCAGACCAACAACCAGAACUUCUUCAGAAGCUGACAGAGGGACAGUUUACGCUUCGAAUUAUGUAUGAGCAAUUCCAAAACAUCCUGAAGAUGGGACCACUUAGCCAGGUAAUGUCUAUGAUCCCUGGGUUUAGCACAGAGCUGAUGCCCAAAGGACGCGAGAAGGAAAGCGUGGCCAAGAUCAAGAAGUUCAUGUGUAUGAUGGACAGCAUGACAGACGACGAGCUGGACACGAGCAAUGUGAAGACUUUGACAGACCCGAGCCGCAUCCUGAGAGUAGCGAGAGGGUCGGGGAGGAGCCUGAGGGAUGUGCAAGAAAUGCUGGAAGAGUACAAACGACUUGCGAAGAUAUGGAGCAAGAUGAAAGGGCUAAAAAUACCCAAGAAGGGGGACAUGAGCAGCCUUUCGCGCAACAUGAACUGUCAACAGAUGAGCCGCAUUCUCCCGCCUGAGAUGCUGAGGAAAAUGGGAGGCUUGGGAGGCAUUCAAAAUCUGAUGAAACAGAUGGGCAGCGGUGAUUUUCCCAACAUGUUUAAAGGCGGUGGAGAUUAGUUAAUGUACGUAUUGAGCACAGUCGUGUUUGUGAGAACGACCGGUUAUGACAGGAAAAUGUCAAGCCCAUAGAGAGGGAGGGAAGUGCCAGGGAUUGAGGGAGAGGGAUGCGCGACGGAUGGAGGGAACGACUCUGAGCAGGCGGCAGCCCAUGAGGAGGACAAGAUAAGUUUAGCCUGGGAGGCGUGCAGCGAGUCAAUGAAGUUUGUCUAUUGCAGACAUGGCCUGCAUACUGUGUGUCCUUCGCAUUGUCCUUCAAUAAGGUAAGGUGCUGUUGGCUUGUUAGGUAGGUAUGGGUGUGUGCUGCGGAGCCCUUCCAUAAGACGAAGCUGACAUAAGGUGAUUAGGGAGGUGAAACCUUCAGGUUGCCCUCACUCUGCCCCUGUUCUCUGCUGUAUCAAUUAUGAAGAAGAUCCAGUUUGAAGCGCUGCCACAUCGUCAUUCUUGGCUCUAUGUAAAUAGAACUUUGUCUUGGAAGUCUAACAUUCUUGUUGGACUCUUUGCGUGUACAAGG
This is a messenger RNA of Chara braunii, 2712 nucleotides long. NCBI's taxonomy places the organism in Eukaryota, Viridiplantae, Streptophyta, Charophyceae, Charales, Characeae. The record is from the annotation of a GenBank genome assembly.